Coregonus sp. 'balchen' is the source of this 19151-nucleotide messenger RNA. The record is from the annotation of a GenBank genome assembly. NCBI's taxonomy places the organism in Eukaryota, Metazoa, Chordata, Actinopteri, Salmoniformes, Salmonidae.
UAUGCUAGUAUAGACAUACCUGACGUUUGACUGACCUUGUCUCUCCUCUCUCUCUGCAGGUUAUGCUUCAUAGUUGCUCUAGGUUACCUCAGCUUCUGUCAGAUCACCCGGGUCUACGUCUUCGACUACGGCAUGUACUCUGCAGACUUCACCGGGUAAGUAUUAGGUGUUGUGUUGACAAUCAAUGACAUUCAAUUACAUUCAUAGGCAUUGGCAUGGAAAACCAGCAAACCUGGUGGUCAUCAAAAACAGGAGUUGAAUGACCAUGGGAGUCUAAAUAUCACUAGUACCACAUAUCCAGCUGAGAAGAAAAUCCCAAACUCCAACAACUUUUUCAUACACUUAAAUGUUGUGUAAUAACAGGAUGUUGAAUCUAGUGAAUGGGGAGUGUCAGUGAAUGGUUGUGUCGCAGUAUUAUCGGUACCCCAGGGGUACAUUGUUCCACCUCCUCCGGAGUGUCUGGUGAACCAGACAGCCACACACACGCGCUAGGGCGGGGGUGGCCAGUUGCUAAGCAACCCCAGUAGGAGACCCAUGGCAUCACAAGUGCAGACCUCCCUCUUUUCAUUUCUUCUUUCAUCCUCUCCAUUCCUUUCUUCUCUAGUUUUUUUCCUCGUACUCAUCUUUUUUCAUGAAAUGCCAGUGACUAAAAGUUUGGAAAUAUCUAAGGCCGUGUCAUUUCAUGCAGCUUUUGUAUUCUGAUCAUAGAAUUCCGAACAUGUCAUACGUCUACACCUACAUUUAAAUGUAUCUACCGUGCCCACAUUGUGUCGGAAUUCCCGCUAUUUUCAAAUGUAGCAUGCAUUCUGCAAACGGUGGAACAGGCUAAAUCUGAUAAUAACAAAACAACAACUUGAUGGCAGUAGCCAACUACUGUAGCUAACUAGCCAGCUAACCUCUUUAACUAGCCAGCAAGCUAGCUAGCAAAGCUAACGGGAUUGCAAACAGGUUAGGAUAACUCUAGCAUCAUAUUUUUUCUAAGUAAGCUAGCUGGCUAGCAUUUAUGAAGCCUGCAAACAUGUUCCUCACACGCUAGGAAUGUUAUCUUCCAACGUUUAAUGAAAGAAGGUGCAUCUCGCUCCCAAAACAUACGUUUUCUGGAUACUUGUGGGUGGAGUGCUAAUGCCGUCGCCCACUGUAUGCGCUUUCGGUAGCCUGAUUUGCAUCCAGACUGAGGAGAAAUCUGCACACAAUGCGUCUCUGAUCACCUCCUGAAGUGGCCAGCCAGAUCUGAACACAAUAUGACCACAAUGCAACUUGAGCAUCUAGACCUGUCUUUUCAAUGCGAUCGUCGUAUUCUGAUAGCAGAAGUCGCAUGUAAGUGUCAAGUGUAGAAAAGUCACGGAAUAUCAUCAAGUCAACCCUAAUUGAAUAUUUGUAGUUUCUCUCUGGCUUGGACGAUUAGGGCACAAUCUAUUCCACACAACAUAUUAAUCUGCUACCAGUUAUAACCUGAUACAAGCUUUUGGGUGUUAUAUCAUUUUGAACAACUGAUUUUCUGUGCAACCUUACAGCUAAUGAAUCUUAACAUUUUUAAGGAUUGUCUUUAAGAUUUCACCCCACAGUUCUUCUCUGUCACAUGGUAUUACAUACUUGACACUGUGCCAUGUUGUCUUUAGGGGAUGUACAAAAGCAUACCCAUACUUAAUAGCAGCAAGAAGUCAGUCAGUUGCAUUACACAGAGUGAUGGUCUGCUAAUGCAUGUUCGCUACAGCAGUGCUCCCAGUGCGUGAUGGUAAAUGAAUAAUGUAUGCCUGAUGGAGAUGGAUGUUAUUUUAUGGGAUGUUUAUAUAAUAUGUAACGAGAAGAAGCUUGUUCCAGUGUAGGUGAGCAGAGGCAGUCGGGUGAUUAUAAGUUGAUGUGAUUGGUUCCUCUCCUCUCCUGUGUUUCUCCUAUAGGCCAAUGAUGGUCAUCACUCAGAAGAUCACCAGCUUGGCGUUUGAGAUACACGACGGUGAGACGUGUGUGUGUGUGUACUUGUGUGUCUCUAACUAAGGAACUGAGUCAUGGUGAUAGAACAUAUCAUUUUGUCAUUGAUAAGGCUAUCAAGGCAGGUGCCUGGGAGAUGAAAGCAGCAGCAGAGAGAUAACACAGUGCUGCUCUAUUUCCUCUCGCCCAGCCAGCUAAAGCUAUGCAUAGUGAAUACGAUCUGCAGUCCCCUUUUGAAUAGAAACAAGAAGUCAGAGGGGAUAUGAACGUCCCAUUUUAUUGUUUUGGUUUCAUCUGCAAGGUAUUUUCGAAGGCGAGUUUCCAUGUGUGUGUUUGUCUCCUUUUCACCUUGCAGACAAUAAAUAGUCCAAUUUAUAUCCAGUUUCUCAUUUUAUAAUUUUUUAAUUGAAAAUAAACAAUAUAUACCUUCAAAUUGGUUUACAUUUUUAAAACCUCUCUUUGGGAACAGUAUAUUUCAUAAUACAGUAUUGAUACUGUAGUGCUUGUAUGGUGAGUAUGAAAAAUGUAUGCACUCACUAACUGUAAGUCGCUCUGGAUAAGAGCGUCUGCUAAAUGACUCAAAUGUAAAAAUGUGAGGAAUUUUUACAGAGUGGACUCAGUCAAGUGAGCAGGGGUGGCUUUGUAAACAAGCUUAUGUAACGAGGAACGUUACACACUCUCCCUUCCUCUCCAAGUUCCUCUGUAAGCCUUUUCCUCUCCCCUACACCAAAUCAUCCAUAAUGUCAGAUACUGUAUGCAUAGAGAGAAGUGUGUGUCUGUGUGUGUGUGCGUCAGUGUGGUGAAUGGGGAUUACAUGGCUGUACUCCUUUGAAGUCCUGUAAAGUAGAGCACCAGUUUUGGAAGUCUAGAAGUAGCCAAUAGGCCACAGCAGCUAAUUAAGGAUGGGGAGAUGGGCGACAGGAUUAGAAUGAACGAGUGUAAGAGAGGCUUAGGGGAGUUGAGGCUGACCAGCUCCUCCACUUCAGUCACAUGGCUUCAGGUGGUGUGUGUGUGUGUGUGUGUGUGUGUGUGUGCGUGCGUGCGCAUCAAGUGUUUUAAUUGCAGUGUAGUCUACUGAUACUCCUCAUAAGUAAUGAACAUCUAAGACCAUAAUCCCUAUUAUGUCUGUGAUGUCACAAUGAACACUGCAUGUUCUUUUUCUGUAGAGGGAAUCAUGUAAUGCAGUGGUAUUUAAACUUUUUCAGUGGGGACCCCAUGUUUUUCACCGGAAAUUAUGGGGACUUUUUUUUUAAACAAUUUCUGGCGACUCCACCUCAAAUCUAAUGAUGCAACCUUAAAAUCGUAAAAUUCUGAUUUUUACAUCAACAAAUACAUUUUUAUCUCUUAUCAAAAUGAAAAUAAUCCAAUAAAUACAUUUACUCAAUAACAUUUUAUUUUUUAAAUGAUAUUCUUCAAAAACGUGUGUAUUGUCCCAUACAAUAAUAAGUACCGGUAAUCUUAAAAAUAAAAAAUAUAGUACGUGACGCAUAGUGUAAUCACUUGGGUGCAGAGUGUGCACCCAAGUGAAUGGGAAAGGUAGGCAACAUCAACAAUUAUGUACUCAAAAUGAUCAAAUUAGACUUUGCCCAUCUUUCCAAUUCAUUUGGGAUUGAGGCAUAUGGCUGGACCAACUAGCCAGUUUAUAAUAGCAAUAAGGCACCUCGGGGGUUUGUGGUAUAUGGCCAAUAUACCACGGCUAAGGGCUGUAUACAGGCACUCUGCUUAAGCAUCGUGCCUCAUUUUAUUUUUUAUUUCACCUUUAUUUAACCAGGUAAACCAGUUGAGAACAAGUUCUCAUUUACAACUGCGACCUGGCCAAGAUAAAGCAAAGCAGUGCGAUAAAAACAACAACACAGAGUUACAUAUGGGGUAAAACAAAACAAAGUCAAAAAUACAACAGAAAUACAUAUAUAUACAGUGUGUGCAAAUGUAGCAAGUUAUGGAGGUAAGGCAAUAAAUAGGCUAUAGUGCAAAAUAAUUACAAUUAGUAUUAACACUGGAAUGAUAGAUGUGCAAGAGAUGAUGUGCAAAUAGAGAUACUGGGGUACAAAUGAGCAAAAUAAAUAACAAUAUAGGGAUGAGGUAGUUGGGCGGGCUAAUUUCAGAUGGGCUGUGUACAGGUACAGUGAUCGGUAAGGUGCUCUGACAACUGAUGCUUAAAGUUAGUGAGGGAGAUAAGUGUCUCCAGCUUCAGAGAUUUUUGCAUUUCGUUCCAGUCAUUGGCAGCAGAGAACUGGAAGGAAUUGCGGCCAAAGGAGGUGUUGGCUUUGGGGAUGACCAGUGAGAUAUACCUGCUGGAGCGCAGACUACGGGUGGGUGUUGCUAUGGUGACCAAUGAGCUAAGAUAAGGCGGGGAUUUGCCUAGCAGUGAUUUAUAGAUGACCUGGAGCCAGUGGGUUUGGCGACGAAUAUGUAGUGAGGACCAGCCAACAAGAGCGUACAGGUCACAGUGGUGGGUAGUAUAUGGGGCUUUGGAGACAAAACGGAUGGCACUGUGAUAGACUACAUCCAAUUUGCUGAGUAGAGUGUUGGAGGCUAUUUUGUAAAUGACAUCGCCGAAGUCAAGGAUCGGUAGGAUAGUCAGUUUUACGAGGGCAUGUUUGGCAGCAUGAGUGAAGGAGGCUUUGUUGCGAAAUAGGAAACCGAUUCUAGAUUUAACUUUGGAUUGGAGAUUCUUAAUGUGAGUCUGGAAGGAGAGUUUACAGUCUAACCAGACACCUAGAUAUUUGUAGUUGUCCACAUACUCUAGGUCAGACCCGUCGAGAGUAGUGAUUCUAGUCGGGUGGGCGGGUGCAAGCAGCGUUCGGUUGAAGAGCAUGCAUUUAGUUUUACUAGUGUUUAAGAGCAGUUGGAGGCUACUGAAGGAGUGUUGUAUGGCAUUGAAGCUCGUUUGGAGGUUUGUUAACACAGUGUCCAAUGAACAGUCGUUUCCCAUCUAGUAGAUACCCAUAGACUUCCAGUUAUUGUGCUAAAGCUAGUUAGCAUUGGCUCACGAAACUACCUUGAUCUUCCUUCAUACUGAACACAGACACAUACAAAUUAUAUCCAUGAGUUCAUCUGACUAUGGGGAAGUAGAUCAAUGCCAAAAUCCCGAAGUAUCCCUUUUAAGGUCUUACAGUUGCGUGUGUGGUUUUUGCAGCUGUUUGGUUUUAAUGAGUGCAUUUCGCAAGUGGCUAGUUUGCAUAAACUACCUUAACAAACAACUGAAAAGGUUUUGCCUGCAAACUUUGGUUUUGAAUCGUGACGUUCUGGCAUGUCUGCCUCGUGAUUUGUUGGGAGAGUCCCCGGUAUAUUUAUUCUUAUCGAUGUAGACCGUGACGUAGUUCCUCUAUGCCAAAAGAGUCCAUCAUUGAAACCAGACCCUAGUUACUGUGUUGCCUAGGGUCGGGUUUUCAAGACUACCUCAGUCUCACUACCGCUAGCACUCUGACUGAGGCAGAUGGAGAUGGGCUCAGGCCAUAGCUGAUUUAGGCACUGUACAUUUUAGGGGAAGAGAACAAAACCACAAAUCACCACUGACAAUGCUAGCACGGAGCUAGCUAACACAGUUGAUCUGUGUACUAGGUCAUUUUCCCUUUAAGUCUGUUUUUCCCUCUUUUUCUCUCUCUUUCUGUGCCGCACACAUUUGUAGCUGAAGAAAUGUUUUGCAUAUGACUUAUUCCAAUUAUUAAAUGUUGCUGAGUGACCAAGGGAGCACACAGCAAUUAGGCUAGCCUGUAGCUGCUGUGCUGGAGUGAUCUGAUCUCAAAUUAGGCUAUAUUACCACAUAGGGUUGCAAAAUUCCGGUAACUCUCCUAAAUUUCUGGUUGGAGGAUUCCCGGGAUUCCUGCUUAUUCCUUUGUAAUUCCAGGAAUCUUCCAACCAGGAUUUCUGGAAAACCGGGGAAUUUUGGGAAAGUCACCAGAAUUUUGCAACCCUAUUACCACAUCAAUUUACUGUAUCUCUGAAUGGUAUGCUCAGAGAUAUAUGGUUUAUUAUAUUUCUUUGGUUAGACUAUAACAACAAGCCUGUGGUCAUACAGCAUCAUGUUUAACGGCAUCUAAGGUUCCAAAGUGAAUUAAGCAAUAAGGCCGGAUGAGGUGUGGUAUAUUGGCCAUAUACCACAAACCCCCAAGGUGCUUUAUUGCUAUUAUAAACUGGUUACCAACUAAACUAAACAGUAAACAAGUAUUUUUGCGUCAUACCCUUGGUAUAUUGUCUGAUAUACCACAGCUUUUAGCCAAACAGCAUCCAGGACCCAAACGACCCGGGUUAAAAUAGGAUAUAAGGAGAGAAGAGACUGGCUUCCUCCCAAAUGGCACCCUAUUCCCUAUGCAGUGCACUACUUUUGACCAGGGGCCCAUCAAAAGCAGUGCACUAUAUUGGGAAUAGGGUACCAUUUGGGACGCAGACACUGUUUAGCGUUGAGCCAUAAUGAGUCUGAACCUGCAGAACGGAUCAGUGUGAAUCACUGAGUGUGUAAUUAUAUGAGUGGUUCUGAUAACAGCUUGGCUUCACCCCUAAAACAACAUCAGUCUGAGACGCUAGUGCUACAGCUUUCAGCUUGAUGAGUCUCACUAGCUUAGCUCUCAUGACCCUGUGCUGAAUUUUUUUUUUUUACUCUAUUGUAUUGCAAUCAACACCUGAUAAGUGAAUAAUAUUUUGUCAAAUUCAAAUGCAUAUAUACUUCUUACUUACUGUAUUAAGAGUUGACUAUAUAUAUAUUUUUAAAACGGUUGUCAAAGGGUUGUGAUUGGUUGGGUGCAGUCAUGUGACCACACUCUCUGUGUUCCCAUAGGCUUGAUGAGGAAGGAGGAGCAGCUGACCCCCAGUCAGAGAUGCCUAGCUGUAAGGUAUGUGUUUCAGGUAUGUUUUUACUCUCCCAGCUUGACUAGAGACAGUUCUAUUGCCGUACUCAAGAAAGCUAUGAGCUAGGUAGUAAUAUGCUUCCUGGGAGGGGGCUGUUUUAUUUAUUUAUUUUAUUCAAUUUAUUUGACCAUUUUAAAAGCACAAUACAACCACAGGUGGACACAAUGCAUUUAAAAUAAUCGAGGAUGAAACAAUUGUAUUGUUUUUAAGCGUAUUUCCAUUGUGGUCCCCCUUGUAAAUACAUACACAAGAUUAUAACAUUAAAAUAAAUACGGUCACUGGGAAAGCUUAUGGUAGCCACCAGCCAGUACUCAUGUCACAUGUGCAUUGUGUUGUACAGUGAUAUUUGUUCUGUUCCUUUCUUUCUUGGCUUUCUUCUUUCUCGCUCUCUCUCCCAUUGUAUCAAACAUGUUUUUUUUUUUUCUACUUAUACUCUGAAUCUAUAACAAUAUUGAGUGAGAAUCUUGAAUGCUUUGGACACAAGGAAAGAUCAUGUAGGCACUAGGCACCAUGCAAAAUGUAGCUCACAACAGGAUAUUUGCUUCUAAAGAGGAAGAAGAUGGAAAUGAUUGUCUCUGGAGGAAUCUUAUCUUAUUCUGUUUUCUUCACAUUAAAUUACUGAGAACAUAAUGCUCUUGGUAUCAACAAUUAGAGCGGUUAUUAUGAAUUAAACACCCCAGGGCUCCUCUCACAGUCACAGGGGCUGUGAAGGAGUUUGUAUCCCUGCUCCAAAGGGUACCCAGCUGUUGCAUGGCAACCGGACGUACUGUACGUCCCUUGUCAUGUGACCAGGGUAGUCCAGGGCUCCAGACUAACAUUUUCCCCUGGUGGCAUUGAUGCCACUAGCUUUUUCAGUGGGUGGCACCAGUUCAUGAUUUGGUGACCGUGCUUUGAGCUCAAUAAUUAUUUGUUGAGAAAAUCAAAUUAUACCUACAGAAAGCUGAGACCAUCCUCUCUUUAAUAUGGACAAGUAGUUGCUUCCAAAGCUGUUUUUUUUUCCCUCAAUUGCACAAUGACAAGGGGCACACGAGGGGGGAGAGAGAGUGUGUUAGGCUCGCUCAUUACAGCAGCCGGCCCCAGCGAAACAGGCAGGCACAGCGGCAGGGCAGAAACUUUCAUUACAGGAAUCAGGAUAAUGCAGUUUGUUUAACAAAUUCAUGGUUUUAUCUGCCCAAAAAAUAGGACAUUUUGAUUGAGGUGACCAGGUAGAAUGUACAGCUCGCACCAGUGGCGAACAAUUAUAAAUGUAACUCAGCCAAGUUAAAGGGUCGCAAAAUGUGACUAAAUGGUCGCAGUCUGGAGCCCUGCAGUCAGGAAGCUGUCAGAGACCAAGGAGUUUACACAAUGGGACCCCCAACUACUGUGUGAAAGGAAUUUAAUCUAAGUCAUUUUGGCAGUACUUUAACAAUGUAUGUGCAAGUUUAGUAGGACAUUGAACAAAAUUGUGCAAGUAAUCAUGAAAAGAACAACCAGAAAAAUACAAAUAUCAUUGUCAAAUCCGUCUUGGGAGAAACAUUAGAAGUUUGAAAUUCUGACAGAAUGCCACAGUUAAAAAUAUAUAAUAUAAUGUCAUCUGCUAAUGUGACCCCUAGAACACCACGACAGUCCAACCUAGCUAACCCUUUGGCCAAAGGACCGAAAUACCUUGGUCAUUGUGACUUGGCUGCUCACUCCGAGACAAACUCCAGGGAAGCGAGAAAUUAGCAACCAAAGUGUGUUCCCCAACCUUGCUGUACCUCCACCACCACACUCAGUUUGCACUUUGCAGGGAAAGGCCUCACUUACUCCCUCCAAAGAGCCAGAUUCCUACGAAGAACAGUGAAAUUUCCGGACAUAUCAUUAAAGAGGACGGUGUGUCAGUGGACGCUGAGAAGGUGGAGGCCAUUGCCAAGAUGAGCCAAGCUCAGCUAUCUCCCGAUUGGCGCAGUGGUCUAAGGCACUGCAUCGCAGUGCUAGCUGUGCCACUAGAGAUCCUGGUUCGAAUCCAGGCUCUGUCGUAGCCGGCCGCGACCGGGAGACCAUGGGGCGGCGCACAAUUGGUCCAGGGUAGGGGAGGGAAGGGCCGGCAGGGAUGUAGCCAGUGGUAACAGGGCUUUUGCAACCGGGGUUUUGGGUUUGAUUCCACGGGGGGCCAUUGAAAAAAAAAAAUAUAAUAAAAAAGUAUGCACUCACAACGUAAGUCGCUCUGAUAAAGCGUCUGCUAAAUGACUAAAAAGUAAAGAAAAGAAAGUAAUGCGGCCAGUGCAACAAAGCCCCUUUACAAAUCGGCUCCUAUAACUAAAAGCACCGCACCUAUCAAUUUGACAAAAGUCUAUGAAUGCUUGACUCUUCAUCAUGUCCCCACAAGACACCAUCCCAGACAUUUUCUUCAAGUCUUUUUUGCAUGUGCUGAAUUCACAAUCAUACUGUAUGUUUCUGCUGAGUCACCUCAGAGGGAAGACUAGGUCUCUACUCUUGUUGCUCUACUUGAUGGGCAUUCACUAUGGCCAUGCAAGAACGCUACAACAAAAGUGCUGACGCAUGGGCUAUUUGUUUCCAACCUAGGGUCAAAGCUGGGGUAGGGGUAAUAUUAACCCUACUUACCGUGCUAAAAGACCCAUGGAUAGGAGCGAGAUGAGGGUAAAGUUAGAUGGAGGUACAGUUGAAGUCGGAAGUUUACAUACACUUAAACUCCGUUUUUCACAAUUCCUGACAUUUAAUCCUAGUAAAAAUUCCCUGUCUUAGGUCAGUUAGGAUCACCACUUUAUUUUAAAAAAGAAUGUGAAAUGUCAGAAUAAUAGUAGAGAAUGAUUUAUUUCAGCUUUUAAUUUAUUUCAUCACAUUCCCAGUGGGUCAGAAGUUUACAUACACUCAAUUAGUAUUUGGUAGCAUUGCCUUUAAAUUGUUUAACUUGGGUCAAACGUUUUGGGUAGCCUUCCACAAGCUUCCCACAAUAAGUUGGGUGAAUUUUGGCCCAUUCCUCCUGACAGAGCUGGUGUAACUGAGUCAGGUUUGUAGGCCUCCUUGCUCGCACACGCCUUUUCAGUUCUGCCCACACAUUUUCUAUAGGAUUGAGGUCAGGGCUUUGUGAUGGCCACUCCAAUACCUUGACUUUGUUGUCCUUAAGGCAUUUUGCCACAACUUUGGAAGUAUGCUUGGGGUCAUUGUCCAUUUGGAAGACCCAUUUGCGACCAAGCUUUAACUUCCUGACUGAUGUCUUGAGAUGUUGCUUCAAUAUAUCCACAUAAUUUUCCUUCCUCAUGAUGCCAUCUAUUUUGUGAAGUGCACCAGUCCCUCCUACAGCAAAGCACCCCCACAGCAUGAUGCUGCCACCCCCGUGCUUCAAGGUUGGGAUGGUGUUCUUCAGCUUGCAAGGUACCCCCUUUUUCCUCCAAACAUAACGAUGGUCAUUAUGGCCAAACAGUUCUAUUUUUGUUUCAUCAGACCAGAGGACAUUUCUCCAAAAAGUACGAUCUUUGUCCCCAUGUGCAGUUGCAAACCGUAGUCUGUCUUUUUUAUGGCGGUUUUGUAGCAGUGGCUUCCUUGCUGAGCGGCCUUUCAGGUUAUGUCUAUAUAGGACUCGUUUUACUGUGGAUAUAGAUACUUUUGUACCGUUUCCUCCAGCAUCUUCACAAUGUCCUUGGCUGCUGUUCUGGGAUUGAUUUGCACUUUUCACACCAAAGUACGUUCAUCUCUAGGAGACACAACGCGUCUCCUUCCUGAGCGGUAUGACGGCUGCGUGGUCCCAUGGUGUUUAUACCUGCGUACUAUUGUUUGUACAGAUGAACGUGGUACCUUCAGGCAUUUGGAAAUGGCUACCAAGGAUGAACCAGACUUGUCGAGGUCUACAAUUAUUUUCCUGAGGUCUUGCCUGAUUUCUUUUGAUUUUCACAUGAUGUCAAGCAAAGAGGCACUGAGUUUGAAGGUAGGCCGCAGGUACACCUCCAAUUGACUCAAAUGAUGUCAAUUAGCCAAUCAGAAGCUUCUAAAGCCAUGACAUCAUUUUCUGGAAUUUCCCAAGCUGUUUAAAGGCACAGUCAACUUAGUGUAUGUAAACUUCUGACUCACUGGAAUUGUGAUACAAUGAAUUAUAAGUGAAAUAAUCUGUCUGUAAACAAUUGUUGGAAAAAUUACUUGUGUCUUGCACAAAGUAGAUGUCCUAACCGACUUGCCAAAACUAUAGUUUGUUAGCAAGAAAUUUGCGGAGUGGUUGAAAAACGAGUUUGAAUGACUCCAACCUAAGUGUAUGUAAACUUCCGACUUCAACCGUAGGUAAGGGUUUUUAGUUAAAUCUCUUUUGUUCUCAGAAAACGGCGUACAAUACGUCCAUGUUUUCUAGCGUGGCUGAUAGACGACCCUCAGCUUGGACCCGCUUUAUGCUAAAAGCUGCCUCUCUUUGACAUCUGUCUAGCAUCUCAUUCUCGUCUCGUCCUCUUCCCCCAGGAGGAUGCCCAGUCUGCUGGAGUACCUGAGCUACAACUGUAACUUCAUGGGCAUCCUGGCCGGGCCCACCUGCUCCUACAACGACUACAUGGCCUUCAUCGAGGGCACGGCCUACCAGCCUCGCCACCUGGAGGCCAACGGGAAGGAGAACGGGAAGUACAAGCAGACGGAGCCCUCGCCCAAGGUACCACAAUGCCGGUCGCUUAGUUAGAGCUCCCCCUACCAGAAUGAACCUAGUAGAAUAGAAUAGAUACUUUGUCAAUUUUUGUCUUCAACUGGUCCUGGGUUUUGUUCUAGUCCUAACACACAUGGGCUUGAGGAUUAGGUGAGUCGUUAAACUAGCUGUCUUAGUGCUGGACUGGAGCAAAUGCCUGCACAACCUAUAGCUCUAGGAAGAGAGUUGGUGAUCAUUGCUAGUGUGAGUUAGGGCUUGCAGGGUACAUAGUGGGCAAACAGUCACGGUAAAGUAAAGUGGUGUGUAUUUGUAUUUAUUAGGGAUCUCCACUCUUCCUGGGGUCCAGACACAUUAAGGCACUUUACAUCACACAUAAAACAAAAUAUAACAGUACAUCAUAACAUUAUUACACCACUACAUGUCUACAAUACAAAAUGUAUAAUACCACCAUGCUACAAUAUUACAAUGUACGUGUGCUAGCGUGCGUAUGUGUGUGUCUACCUGUGUGUGUGCCUCUUCACAGUCCUUGCUGUAAUGUGACAUGUGACAUGGAACUUUGACCAGGAAAAACUCAGGGCCCUAGUUAUGCCAUCUUGUAGUUCAGAAUGGAAACACUGUGCUUUUCAUCCCGAAAACAAGAACAACCAGUACCACAGUCCUUUGUUUAGUAAUUCAGCUCUCAUUCCAAUGAAUUUAACUACAGAUUCUGAAAAGUUCCAAUGAGACACCACCAGUCACCGUUUUCUUCUCUCUAACCCCCAUGAUGGUCUUAUCACCAGUUUACCAGACUAGACUGAGGAACUCAAAGCCUGCAUGUCAAUGAAGGAGCUUAUUUUGCAUGAUAACUGCCUAUGAGUUCCCUCUUUCUUAUGUUUGGUUUCAUAGUAGAAGAAAAAUGCCCUAUUACUCUGUGUGUGUCUACCACAACAAUGAUAAUCAAUCCCGUAACCUACAAUCUAUAUAAUUGGUUGUUUCCUCGUUAAGAUGGUACAGUUUAAUUACAACCCAAUUUAAGAUUUUACAGCUGGACGGCUAGAGAGAAUAAUGUAGCAUGUCACUUCAUCCCUCAUAGCGCUUCUCAAUUAUUCUUACAUCGUUGGCAUUUAUAAUUGAUAUCUCACUCCAGAGUUGUGAGAGACUGUUAUGACAAAGAUAUUCAGUAAAGGGAAGGGGCACAAUACAAGCCGUGCUAAAUAUAGCGUGUUCUCAGACAUCCUAGCCGCACUAAAGUGUUUGAGUUUAAGUUAAUUGUAGGCUACUCUUUCACAGAGGUGACGAUUUGGCAAUUCAAGACGGCAAAACACAAAAGCUGCAACACAACACGUCCAAUAUUUCCUGCUGUCAAAGAGCUCCUGCUGUUGUACAUAAUGGUAUAGGCCUAAACCCGUUUCUUAAGUUCCUCGCGACCCCCAAAGCUGAUAUUUCAGACGUUAACUCAUUAAGCUCGUGGUGGGUGAACCCGGUCCUAAAAAUGUGGUAACUUUUUUCAAGUGUUCAAAUCUUCACAUAUCAAAGAAAAAAAACAGACCAAAAAAAUAAACUGUUGGUAACCCUAGUUGGCAGGUAUAAUCGAUUAUCUGGUUAUAAUGCUUCUUAAGACUGUCAUAAGCAUGUAUGACCUCCAUAUAAUGUUUCAUAAUCAUCUCAUAUGUUUCCCCUUCACAGAACGACGUGAUCUCCAAGCUGUGUACUUGUGCCAUCUCCCUGGCCAUCUUCCUGUCCGUGUCUAAGAUCUUUCCUGUGGAGCGCUCCAUCGACGACAAGUUCAUCGCCUCUACCCCCUUCAUCCUCCAGGUCCUCUACCUGUACCUCUCCAUGCUGGCCACCAGGCCCAAGUACUACUUCAUUUGGACCCUGUGUGAGUGCACUUUAUUAUUCAUGUGACUAAAUGUGAAGUAAGUAUUUGGGAUUUGAAGGCUGUUGGGGGAGAAUUAUGUGGGUGCUAUUUUAUUUUGUAUUUUACCUUUAUUUUACUAGGUAGGUCAAUUAAGAACAAAUUCUUAUUUACCAUGAUGGCCUGGCAAAAGGCCUCGUGGUGCAGGGGGUGGGGAUUAAAAGUGUAAGACAAGACGGACAACAUAUACAGAAGUAUUUGGGAUUUGAAGGCUGUUGGGGGAGAAUUAUGUGGCUGCUAGCCACCGCAUAUAACAAAUCAGGGUGAUAUUGGCUCUGACAGUGGCCCUUUUUAAAGUCACACAAAACAGUUGGGCUACUUUUUUGAGUUGUGUUACACUGCCCUCCUGUGUCAAUGUGGAGAACAAUACCCCCAAAGAGCCUCUGCAUUCAGUCGUAGGCCUACAACAGUCAAACAGAAUGGUCUUGACAGUAAGGGAUAUUGUUAUUCUUUGUUGGCCAGUGGCAUUCUGCCUGGUAACUUUUCUGUUGUCUUUUCCCAUUGGACAGCUGAUGCCAUCAACAACGCUGCAGGCUUUGGCUUCAAUGGCUACAACAAAGAUGGCACCCCAAGAUGGGACCUGAUAUCCAACUUGAGAAUACUGGACAUUGAGGUAAGCCUUUUUUAUUAUUCACAUUUCACCAGUACUGUAGAAGUAGGCUAUUAUUCAGUAUUUUGGCUACAUUCACUACAUCAUCACUCUUUCCAGUUUGCCACCAGUUUCAAGAUGUUCCUCGACAACUGGAAUAUUCAGACAGCGCUUUGGCUCAAAAGGUAAACUACAUCAUAAACCAGAUUGCGCUGUACUAUCUCACAACAGUAGUCAUGUAUAUUGUAGAUAUACUGUCAUGUAGAUUGUACGAUCACAGAUAGUAGGCUUAUAUCAGUAGUAAUGCUGAUAAUGCACUGAAUCGGCACUGGUCUACUAGCACUGCGUCUGGGCCAUUAUCUCUACACAGGUUGGGAUGCUAAUGAUUUUGUUAGUUUCAGCUAGUGUGCUAAUGCUUUAUCUGCAUCAUGUGCAGUCAGGCUGAGAUGCUAGUCUUGUGAUUAGCGGGGAUGCUAAUACUAUAUCUGUACCAUGUCUGUCUUCAACAGGGUGUGUUACGAGCGCUGUCCCAUCAACCCCACAGCGGCCACCUUCCUACUGUCGGCCAUGUGGCACGGAGUGUACCCCGGGUACUACCUCACCUUCCUCACGGGCAUUGGCAUGACCAUGGCAGCACGGGCAGUGAGUACACAGCCAACACAGCUGGUGUUACCGACCUGGAAUCAAACCCGGGUUGUCUGCACACCCUUAGCCCUUUGAGCUAAAGCCUAGGUGUCAUCUCUAGGAGUGAACACGAGUCCUCUGGUGUUAGGCAGGAUUACAUGGGUUGUCAGUACAACUCAAAACUGCAUUGGCCCUCUGAGCUAAAGCCAAGGUGUUAACUCUGGCAGCUAACAUAAAUCCUCAGGUUUCAGGCAAGGUUACAAAAGCACAUAAUUUAGCUGCUGUUGCCCCAUCUCAUUUGUCAAUGCAUUUGUCACAGUCACCAUUAGUGAAAUGGUGGAAUGUUUAUGUAAAGACAGCAGAGAGAUAACACAGGGGGAGACUGAGCCGUUACCCUGUUCUGAUUUAAACAGGAGGCUAUAAAACUACAGGUCCUGUGCACUGGCCGCUAGGAUUUAAAGCUCAUACCCCUUGGCACAGCGGUUGUGUGUGGGGGUGGGUGGGAGUCAUGCUUACGCAUGAGCAAUACGCGAGCAAGGGUGUGUGUAGCAGUAUGAUAGAGCCUGAGAUCACAGGGUAAUGGACAUGGUGACAGUAGGAGAGUCGUAGAGGACAGAGAGGCCUAUGGCAGACAGUGUCCUUAGAUAACCUCCACCUCUCCUCAACACUUGGCUCCAUUCUCCCUCUACAUCACAUCUAGGAAUAACACUGUCACAAAUGUCAUGAUACACAGAACUAGAUAGGGACUAUGUUAUGAUUCCCUAUCCGAAAGUGUGCACUUUGCACUCACUUACCCUCAUGGAUUAAUUUAAGCAUUGGAUUGGAUUGGAUUGGUGUAAGCAUGUAUGUAUGUGAGUUUCCAUGCGUCAUGUUUGUUAGACCAGUGCAUUCUCUUACAAACCAUGAGGGGGAGUGAAUGAGUGCAAACCUCUGUGAGAACGGUAGCGAAUCGCAUCUCAUCUCAAAUAAUUUCAGAAAGUCAAAGCUCUACUUUUGAGAUUCAUAUUGCUACUAAAUGCAUUCUAAAUACAGGUCAUGGUUGAGUUAUGCACUAAUGAUGAAGUACAUUGCUUCUGUUCAUGUAAGAUAAAGAACGGGGUCAGUAAACUUCUUCUUAAGAGUUUAUAAUGGCUACAACAUGCCUAUUAUGUCUGGAAGCUGAUUUGUUCCUGGGGUUGUUACUGUGCCUUCACUGAUUGGUCUAUCUUCUAUACUACAAGUUUUGUUUUUACUUUCUGUAUCUUAAAGUCAAUGCAACAUACUGUUUUGAAGGGGUUGCUAUGUGGUUUAUUCACAAUUUCUUCAUUUGGCUCACUUCCAGCUAAGACACAACAUCAGACCGUACUUCCUGGGUUCAACGACACACAAGAGCGUCUACGAUGUCAUCACGUGGGCGGGGACUCAGAUCGCCAUCUCCUACACGGUUGUGCCAUUCGUCCUAUUGGCCGUUGGGCCAUCACUCAAGUUCUACAGGUGAGUGACAUUACUGAUAUUCCAAAUGCUCUACCAGUACUAUUGAAAUGUAAUACAUCAUGUAAGAAGUUAUGUUAUAUGUAACAAUGUAGGCCUAUAUUCAAACGUAUAGCUUAUUAAUACCCGUGUAGACUACAAAUGGUGAGUGGCACAUACCGUGUUGGGUCCUAAGAAUCCUGGGAAGCACCACCAAGUUCAAAACCCCUGUACGUUUUAUGGGGAAUUUUAACAAAUUCCUGUUUAAAAAGGCAGGCCAAUAAAACGCAAAUGAGCAUGGCAGACAGGCACACAGCACAGAUAAUUAGCUCUGUUCCACUUUCUUUGUGGCCCCUUUUAGUGGCAAACAAGACCACUAAUUGACUAGAAGACUUUAUGCGAUCAGGGCACUCCAGUAAAAUGGAGGCAAAUGUACGGUGUCAUCUGCCAGGGUGAGGAGUGUAUAAACCCAGUCAUUAAACAGGACCGUUGGGGGACGGCUGGCUGCUGAAAUGGAAGGAGGGAGGGAGUGGGUCUUGAGGACCUAGUAUUCCCAUAAUCACAAAUACACUGACUGCAGGUACAUAAAGCGCAGGAUUUUCUAUCCCAUUAGGAUUAGCUAGAAUAACUUGUUGGGACCCAUAAUGAGUCCAUAUCAUUUGUAUUCACAGUGACGUUUUGCCAACUCUUCUGAAAUCUUUACGCCACAUAGAAAAUUCACCUAGGCAUGCUCUUUCAGGGGCUUAGGCCUGGAUUUGUGUUUUGUGACAAAUGCAUUUGUGAACAAUGCUAUACCGAACAGAUGACAUUGGAUUGAUUACUUCACUGAUUGAUUGAUUUCUCUCUCGCCAGGUCAUGGUACUGCUGCAUACACAUGGCCUGCCUGCUGCUGGUGUUAGCCCUUCCAGUGAAGCCACGGCACCUCCGCGCCAAGGAGGAGCAACAGCAGCAGAACAGCCUACAGGGGGGGUUGACCGGAGACCACAACAGCCACUCCAUCACAGACAACAACUGCAACCAGAAACACAAAGCCACAUGAGACCAGGGAGGAAGCACCUCCACCCCACACCUCAGAGCUCAAACAACCGGCACAGAGAGAACAAAACUCUGCGCGAACACUGAGACAAAGUGCAGCGAUUCUUUGAGACCACAAAGAACCAAUAAAUGGACAGGAACACAGGAAUAACAGACAAUAACAAACUCAGUUCAACAACAACAACCCAUCAAACCUUCCAGUAGCGAGGAACGACAGCAAAUCAUGCUUUGGAGAAAUGAGAAGAAACGAGAGGAAUGGAUAGAGAUAAGUAUCCGAGGGCCACUAAACAGCUAGGAUCUAAUGAGUGAUAAUAAUGACAUUAGCGAUGAUGCUAACAGUGCGAUGCUAAAUGACAGAAUGCCGAAGAAUGCAAAACUGACUGAAGUUUCCUUACCCUCUAUGUACUGCUAGCAGGUUAGCGGCUAGGCUAGGUGCAGAUUCUGCAGGGUGAGAAUGGUUGUGUGGAGGGGAGCACUUGUGGCAUUGGGAAAUGAAGCAGUUGCAGUUGGACCUCCAGAGGGUAGAGGGCUAGUCAGACAGGUAUCGAGAGGAUUUUUGUCAGGGUCCGAAAACGAUGUAACCUCUACUAGGAAAACAGGUGUAGUAGAAAAUUGAAAGAGAUAUGAAAUAAAUAACUUUUUUGUCAGAUGCCAACUUCAAGCAGGCCUUAGGAUCCUCUAAACAUUGUUUGAUUACUCUCACUUCUUUCACUUUUUUUCAUAUCUGCUGCUUUUUUGGAAUGAUACUCGUUCUUUAAAGAGGGUUCAUUACAAAGGGAGUAUAUUCACGGUAAUUGUUUAAGGGCUUUUUUGACAUGGGGUUAAUUCUGUCUAGCUUCCUUGUUUUCCUACUGUAUCUGAUUACAAACUGUAGGUUUCCUCUAGGUUCAAAUGUCUUGCCUACCACUGUAACAUCAUUUACAAGUUCAGUACUGUUAAACUAGUUUGAAAUCUUCAGAGGCUUCUAGAUUUACUAUGAACUCAAAUGGAAAUCUCCCUCUAGAUUAGUUUUUGAAUCCAUAGCCUCUAAAUGAAAUGCAACAAACUGUAUUGUUUGAACUAAUCGCUCGUGGACAGACUGACCAAACUAUGCGAGAUUUUAGUUCAGGGUUAACCAAGAUUAUUUGUGACCUUUCUAUAUGAGUAAUUGGAUAUAGGAUGUGACGCUUACUAUCACAAUACAAAUAAAGCUGAUUUGGAUGUGUAUGAAUUACCUUUAGUAACAUUAAAAGGUUGGGCAAUAUGUAUUUGACAUUUGGGAAACCUACUGUCUAUAAUAUUAUUUGUACAUAUUUGACAUAAUAUUUGGAAUAAUGGAAAACAUAAUUAUUAUGCUCCAAUCAUGAACCAUAACUUGUAUGCUCGCUUGUUUAAUUACUGUAAUGUGGAAAACACUGGUGUACAAGAGUUCUAUCAGGUGGGUCCAACCAACUCUUCUGGGGGGGGGUUAAUUGUGGUGCAGAGGACAGCCCAUGAGCAUAACCUACACAUGUCCUGAUUAAUGUUCCACAGUGCUCUGUUUCUGGAGAGGUAUGGAACAUUCCAUCUCAUACAGUGCAGGCAGGCAUUGAUGUGGCAUAGCCACAACAUAUUUUUGACCAUACACCAUUCAUUAGAUGGUAAGAGUUGGAUAAGUACUGUAGUACAACCAAGAUGGCAGCCAAUGACUCAGUUUAGGGGGUAUAUUUUGUGAUAAUAAGUAACAACCAUGCAGCAGUUUUCCAAUGUAAUCUUUCCCAAAAGUGCAUACUCCUGCCAUAAAUGUGUGUAUGUAAUUUUUUGAUGUUCAUGUGGUCUAUAAGUGUAUUUGUAGCCAAGGUGUAAAUGCCUGAGGGGAAAGGGAUGCCAUCUUUACCAGCAAGUUGAUAAUUGCACUGCAUGGCCACCCAAACUUAGCCUGGUGAAACCAGACUGAACACUACGCUCACUAUAGUUUGUGUAGUAUUCAGUCUGGUUUAACUAGGCUACCCCAAACCAGCAGAUCAAUGCAAACUGCUCCGUAUGUCCAAAGUGCCAUGUCAUAAAGGCCCAUAUAUGUUGUACGUGCGUGUGUGAAAGCAUAAUGGUUAUUUUUGUGUCAAGAAAGAAGAAACUUCCGGAAAGAUUUGUAUAAUAGUACUUCAAAAACUGAUUUAUGUCAAAGGGAAAUUAUUUUUUAAAUACUAAUACAGAGAUUUGAAACCAGA